CAUGGCAAAAUAAAGUACUGCAUUUUCAAAAAUUAACUCAGCGGACAACGAAAGUUUUUUUUUUAUCUUGCCAUUUUAUUUUUGGCAAGCUAGUAACUUUAGCUAUGGCGAAGAGAUUCAUAUUCUUGCCAAACCAAAGCAAAAACCUAAAGUUUGGUGAAGCUUCUUUUGAGAUUUUAUCAGACUUUCUCAUAAAUCUCAAUAUCAGAAACAAAGAUAAACUGAGCAAUUUAUCACGUUACAGUGGGGAUUUUAAAGACAAAAGAUUGAUAGAAUGCAUUUUCCUUGUCACAGAAGAGUUAAGACUUGACCCCUUGGUUGGAUAUCAUGCUGUUGAAAUACUUGAAAGGUUUAUGAUAAAGCACCUGGAGGAUCUGUUUUCAACACCACACACACCUGCAGGGGCAGCAGGUGCCCAUGAAGGAAAUUACGCGGACCUUGUUUAUGAGAAACUGAGUGAGAAGUUCCAUCUCAUUCUCCUCUCUUGUGUGCAAAUAGCAAGCAAACUGUCUUUGCACAGUGCUGUGGUCGACAACAACACAGCAGCGCAGUUUCUUCACUCGAUGGGCCACAGCGUUUCCAAACAAACUAUCAUGGACAUGGAGCUGAUGAUCUUGAAAGCACUUGACUUCAGGCUAAACACCCCCAACCCUCUGACUUAUGUUGAGAUACUCCUGGAGGUGCUUGGGCACAAUGACUCUUCUAUCCCUGUGGAGCACCUGCAUCAUCUCAGUAGACAUGUGCUCCAGUUCACCUACCUCCAGAGGACAGCCAUCUAUGACUCCCUGCUCAAGGCCACCACUCAGUGCCUGAGCCCAUCUGACGAACAGAGAAAGACUUUUGUGUCGGUGACUGAAGACUGCAUGCUUCUUGGUGUUGGUGUCAUUGCUGUGGGUGCAUACAUCCUCAAUGUCACUAACUGGGAACAGGUAGUGGAGGAGCUGAGUCACAUCACAGGGAUCUCAGUGAAGAGCAUCAGUGAUUUCACACAUGUUACACUGAUGCACAUUACCAAGAACAACUCUCCCAUGGUCACAGCAACUUGAGUCGAGUCACAUUCAUCGAUUGAAAGAUUUUAUUUACGCGAAUUUGUUUUAAGUUGGUCUGAAACUUGACAAUGAACUAAGUUUCUUCAGCUACAGGUUACAGGAAGUUAUGAAAGAAAUAAAGCCAUUGAGACAUAGACAGUACAGUACUGUACAGUAAGACAGUACAGUAAAACUACAGUGUCUGUAUGUAAAAAGAUUGAAAGGUUCGCACCAAACAUCUGAUAUAAAAACUAGCUCCCUGAGUUUGACUUUCUAGUUGAUUUCCUUAAGAAUUUAACUUCUAUUUUCUGGAUGUUUAUUUCUGUUUACUGUUCCAACAAUUAGCACCAUUAAAGAGCCUUCUUCCAUCUAUCAAGUCAGUCAUAUCUGUUAAAUGUCAUAGUGUGCAAUAUAAAAGCAAAGCUGAUGUUAAAAUCCUAAUAAUAGAAAUGUAAUAAAUAGUGUAAUAAGUAAUUCAUUUAACUUAAAUAGAUAAGAAUAAAUGUAUUUAUUAUACCCACCAC
Molecule: messenger RNA, 1552 nt
Organism: Oncorhynchus mykiss (rainbow trout)
Lineage: Eukaryota; Metazoa; Chordata; Actinopteri; Salmoniformes; Salmonidae
Gene: cntd1
Product: cyclin N-terminal domain containing 1
Biological process (GO): reciprocal meiotic recombination
Cellular component (GO): site of double-strand break
Source: RefSeq, a predicted model, not a curated record